CCGCCCCUCGUAAUCCAACUUCUUCAUCAAAUCCACUGUGAAAAUUGCAUCUCAUCGGCAUCAUACCACAAAGAAUAACCGAAGUCAAAAUGGCUAGGACAUUAUCGGCAGAAGAGAUCCAGAUCCUGAGGGAGGAGUUCAAUCAGUAUGACAUCGAUAAAGCGGGAAGUAUCACAGUUGAGGAGUUUGGGAAAGUGAUGAAAGCAUCUGGUCAUAAUGCCACAGAUGCCGAAAUCGCCCAAAUAAUUAAGGACGUUGAUCUAAAUGGUGACGGCACGAUAAAUUUCAACGAGUUCAUCGCUAUGAUGACUGGCAGAAUCAAACCUGCCGCAGCCGUUGACACGGAGGCUGAUUAUAGAGCUGCGUGGAAAGAAUUCGAUCCAUCAUUCAAUGGCUCGAUUACAGCUUCCCAACUCCGGCAGAUCAUGGCCGGUUUGGGAGAGGUGGCUACGGAUGUGGAGGUCGAUGGGUUGAUGAACUCUGUGGAUGGGGAUCAGAAGAUCAGCUAUAGGGAGUUUGUUGAGUUUGCGAAGAGAAAAUCGGGGGAUGUAUAGUGUAUAGGUAGUGUCAACACCUCGUCAAACCAACUUUAAGGUGAAUAGUAGGUAAUGCGAAGGUUGAGCACAUGGAGUAUAAUCAAAUAGUGGUACUUUCAAUAGGGGAAGGACGCCUCAUGUAGAGCGUCUCAAAGUUUAGGACUUCUGAAAAAUGCUAAGCAAUUACAGCAUUCUAUGUGCAUAUUGAAAUAGAGUAGAAAGAACUGCUUACUCGGCUGCCUG
Molecule: messenger RNA, 779 nt
Organism: Amorphotheca resinae ATCC 22711
Lineage: Eukaryota; Fungi; Ascomycota; Leotiomycetes; Helotiales; Amorphothecaceae
Exons: 6
Coding region: 90-554 (154 amino acids)
Molecular function (GO): enzyme regulator activity; calcium ion binding
Source: RefSeq, a predicted model, not a curated record